AUGUCAGACGCAACAGGGCCAAUGAACGGCGGAACGUCAACUUUGAUGACAGUUGGGGAUGCAACGAGUGGACAGUCGUGUAAUACCACUACUCCUGGGAACGACUUCUUCUUCUCUGUCGAAAGCACGCUCACUCAGUGUGGCGGCUUCCCCUUCACGCUUUAUGACGGUGCCAGACUACCAUUAAACAUCUUUGCGUGGAUUCCCGGCGGCCCAGGCUCUUUUGUUCUUCCCUUCGGUCCACCAACAGCCACCAGUUUCAAUUGGAAGGCCAACAUCUCGGCGCAGACGCAAGUUGCUUUCUCGGUAAUAGACUCGCAAGGAAGAAGAGGCGGCACCGAUAAAAUCCGCAUUGUUGCGCCCUCCAAUGACAAGUCGUGUUUGCUAAGCACCUCUGGCGACAAUGGUUCGCAAGGCGAUGGUAGUAAGGGUGGGGGUGGUGGAGGUGGUAGUGGCGGCGGCUCCAACACCGGAGGAUCCCAAAAUUCAGACAACAAACAAUCGGGCGGCCUUCCUACUGGUGCCAUUGUCGGUAUAGCUGUUGGAGGAGCUGUCGCCAUUGCCGUUCUCGCUGCCUUGCUCUGGUACUUGACAAGGAGAAACACGAAAACCGACUUCUUUGGCCCUCGUAGGGAUAUCGACCUUGCUGAAGAUUUUGCCCGAAACCCAGAGUUGUCACAACCCAUGCUUACUCGGCCACAGUAUACUCCCGAACCUUUCCCGCUGGUGUUUGUGCCUCCAGAUGCUAUGAAUUACUCGGUUUCUUCAUUCCGCCAAGAGAAACAUUCAAUGCAACAGCCUGUUUACGGCCCGCGAGUGGCUGCACCAGCACUAACACCACCGCCUUCCUCCUCCCACUCAUCGACCUAUUAUGCUGAAGGUCCCUCGUCCCUUCCUGGAGCGGGUACUUCGGCGUCGUCAUCCCGUCCAUACGUGGUACAUCGUGACAUUGAAGAAGUGGAUGGACCUAUAGAUCUUACACCUCAAUAUAUUGAUCGUCGGUCGAUACUUGGACUAGGAUUGGACUCUUCACCCCCACCUAUGAACGGUCGCAGACCUACGAAACAUUGA
Molecule: messenger RNA, 1071 nt
Organism: Marasmius oreades (fairy-ring Marasmius)
Lineage: Eukaryota; Fungi; Basidiomycota; Agaricomycetes; Agaricales; Marasmiaceae
Exons: 3
Coding region: 1-1071 (356 amino acids)
Source: RefSeq, a predicted model, not a curated record